CCGGAAACAAGCGUCUCGUGUCAUGAAUUCUUAUCGAUUCGUGACCGUCCUUUCCAAGAUUUGCCGUGUGGAACCGCGACAUUCUCUCACAUUUGUGCACAAGAUGGCUACUGAGGCAAAGCGUGGUAAACUGUCUGAUGAAGAGAGAAGCUCUGCCCUGAGCCCCUUGACUGCUGUGGGCUGGUCCAUGGUGGAAGGAAGGGAUGCCAUCUACAAGGAAUAUCUCUUUAAAGAUUUUAACCAGGCAUUUGGGUUCAUGACAAGAGUUGCCCUUCUAGCUGAUAAGAUGGACCAUCACCCAGAAUGGUUUAAUGUUUACAACAAGGUCCAGGUUACCCUGAGUAGCCACGAUGUGAGUGGUCUGUCACAAAGAGAUGUCAAACUGGCCACAUUCAUGGAGAAGGCAGCCAAAACCAUGCAGGACUAACAGAGCCGGCCUGCCCCAAACAUACAUUCCAUGUUGUUCCUGGUUAAACUGCAGACUGACAGAUCCUAGAUCAAUGAUGAUUGACCAGCACAGGUCAUAGUUAAUGAAUGAGUGCAAUUAUCAACAUAUCACAGUGACAGUUUGCAUAAUAUGAUGAUAAACAUCUUAUCGAAGGUUCAAAGACCCUGAAA
Haliotis rubra (blacklip abalone) is the source of this 618-nucleotide messenger RNA. RefSeq names its product probable pterin-4-alpha-carbinolamine dehydratase. Gene Ontology annotation, molecular function: 4-alpha-hydroxytetrahydrobiopterin dehydratase activity. Lineage: Eukaryota; Metazoa; Mollusca; Gastropoda; Lepetellida; Haliotidae. The record is from RefSeq and is a predicted model, not a curated record. The coding region runs from base 23 to 427 and encodes 134 amino acids. The transcript has 4 exons. Gene Ontology annotation, biological process: tetrahydrobiopterin biosynthetic process.